Messenger RNA from Nicotiana tabacum (common tobacco), 2118 nucleotides. RefSeq names its product calcium-dependent protein kinase 2. Lineage: Eukaryota; Viridiplantae; Streptophyta; Magnoliopsida; Solanales; Solanaceae. The record is from RefSeq and is a predicted model, not a curated record. Gene Ontology annotation, biological process: protein phosphorylation. Gene Ontology annotation, molecular function: calcium ion binding; ATP binding; protein kinase activity.
AUAAAAAAGCCUUUGUACUUUGUUUUCCGCACUUUCUCAUCGUCUUCGCCUGUCUUAAAGAAUAUACUACUUUAGAUUUAACGUUUCAGCUCACGUUUCUGCUUGACCAAACCAAAGCUUUAGUCAACCUUCUCUCCCAUUUUGUUAAGAAUAAAUCAAAUCAAUCCCUCUACUUAAAUUUCCAAUCUUUGUUUCAAUCUCUAUCUGGGUUUCUUCUUUUUCCUGAUUUUUUCUUUUAUCUACCUCAGUUUCAGUUCAUCAGCUCUUCUUUUUUGCUAGAUCUAAUAAAUGGGUAAUAUCUGUUCAAGCAAAAGUAAACCUGAACAGUCAAAUGCCAACGGCCACCACGGAUCAGGAGGAGUUGGGCCCCAUCGAACUGAAAUUCAGUACACAAAAUCUCCAGGCCCGGAAUCUCAAUUGCCUGUAAGGCCCCCACCAAGCCCAAAACCAGUUUCUGCACACGGUACAAUUCUUGGUAAGCCAUAUGAAGAUGUUAGGGUGCACUAUACACUUGGAAAAGAAUUGGGUAGGGGUCAAUUUGGUGUUACAUAUUUGUGUACUGAAAUAUCAACUGGUCAACAAUAUGCUUGUAAAUCAAUAUCAAAAAAGAAACUUGUUACUAAGGCUGAUAAGGAUGAUAUGAGGAGAGAGAUUCAAAUUAUGCAACAUUUGAGUGGACAGCCUAAUAUUGUUGAAUUCAAAGGUGCUUAUGAGGAUAAGGGAUCGGUUUAUCUUGUGAUGGAGUUAUGUGGAGGUGGAGAGCUAUUUGAUAGGAUUAUUGCAAAGGGGCAUUAUAGUGAAAGAGCUGCUGCAACAAUGUGUAGGGCUAUUGUCAAUGUUGUGCACGUUUGUAAUUUUAUGGGCGUGUUACAUCGUGAUCUCAAGCCUGAAAACUUUUUGCUUUCUGAUAAGAGUGAAAAUGCUGCUCUAAAGAUUACUGAUUUUGGGCUCUCAGUAUUCAUUCAAGAAGGUAAGUUGUACAAGGAUAUAGUUGGGAGUGCUUACUAUGUUGCCCCUGAGGUCUUACAGAGGAGUUACGGCAAGGAAAUAGACAUUUGGAGUGCAGGUGUUAUGCUUUAUAUACUACUCAGUGGUGUGCCCCCCUUUUGGGCAGAAACCGAAAAGGGUAUAUUUGAUGCCAUACUUAAAGGACACAUUGACUUCGAAAGUGAACCUUGGCCCUCUGUAUCAAGUAGUGCCAAGGACCUAGUACGGAAGAUGCUGACUAAAGACCCAAAGAAACGGAUUACAGCUGCACAGGUUCUUGAGCAUCCAUGGUUGAAGGAAGGUGGUGAUGCAUCAGACAAACCAUUAGAGGGUGCUGUCCUUUCAAGAAUGAAGCAAUUCAGAGCUAUGAACAAGCUCAAGAAACUCGCUUUGAAGGUCAUUGCCGAGAAUCUCUCUGCAGAAGAAAUUCACGGGCUCAAAGCAAUGUUCCAUAAUAUUGACACUGAUAAUAGCGGCACUAUCACUUAUGAAGAACUGAGGAGCGGAUUGGCUAAACUUGGGUCAAAGCUCACAGAGGCUGAAGUCAAGCAAUUGAUGGAAGCUGCCGAUGUGGAUGGAAAUGGCUCAAUUGACUACACUGAAUUCAUCACCGCCACCAUGCAUAAGCACAGGCUAGAAAGAGACGAAAAUCUAUAUACUGCAUUUCAGUAUUUUGAUAAAGAUGGCAGUGGGUUCAUCACAAGAGAUGAACUCGAAACAGCUAUGGAAGAGCAUGGAAUAGGCGAUCCAGCCUGUAUAAGGGAAAUAAUAUCUGAAGUGGACACGGACAAUGAUGGAAGAAUCAACUAUGAGGAAUUCUGUGCAAUGAUGAGAAGUGGAGUCAAACAGCCAGGCAAACUCUUCUAGUUGCACGAGUCUCCAUCCACCAGGGAAAAUUGCAUGAACUACCAGAAUUGCAACCAUUACUUGUUGGGAUGUUUUUAUCUUUUCCAGUGGUGAACGUGUACAUUAGUACUAAUUUUUUUCCAUCCAAAAGAGUCUUUGCUGUUCUGACUUCUGAGCGCUCUUUUUCCCCUUGUGUAAACUGCCUUAGUUUGGAGCUUGAUUUGACCACUCCUAGUGUAUGAAAUGAUCGUUCAAUUGUUGAAGAUUUCCCCUCAUUUUUUGUUA